Messenger RNA from Tupaia belangeri chinensis (Chinese tree shrew), 3044 nucleotides. RefSeq names its product gap junction protein gamma 1 (gene GJC1). The record is from RefSeq and is a predicted model, not a curated record. Gene Ontology annotation, molecular function: gap junction channel activity. NCBI's taxonomy places the organism in Eukaryota, Metazoa, Chordata, Mammalia, Scandentia, Tupaiidae. The transcript is spliced from 3 exons. Gene Ontology annotation, biological process: cell-cell signaling. Bases 269 to 1459 code for a protein of 396 amino acids. Gene Ontology annotation, cellular component: connexin complex.
ACGACUCAAAGAAGCUACGAUGGUAGUCCCCGCGAGGGCCGGUGGGACCCUCUAGUACCUGUAGAGCAGAACGAGUAUCGAGCAUCGGCCGGGCAUACCGUUACUCCGGACCAAGGCCUGGCCGAGCGCCGAGGACAUGUCCCGGCUUCUCCGGCCAACCUAGCAUACCCAGAGGGAGUCUGGAAAAGUUGCAAGCAGAACAUCAUUUAUUUAAGAAAAAUUUGGGUAACAGACGUUCUGGAUAACAGGACAAACCAAUUCCUUCAUCAUGAGUUGGAGCUUCCUGACUCGCCUGCUAGAAGAGAUCCACAACCAUUCCACCUUUGUGGGGAAGAUCUGGCUCACUGUAUUGAUAGUCUUUCGGAUUGUCCUUACAGCUGUAGGAGGAGAGUCCAUCUAUUAUGAUGAGCAAAGUAAAUUUGUGUGUAACACAGAGCAGCCGGGCUGCGAGAAUGUCUGCUACGAUGCCUUUGCACCCCUCUCCCAUGUGCGUUUCUGGGUAUUCCAGAUCAUCCUGGUGGCCACCCCCUCAGUGAUGUACCUGGGCUAUGCCAUUCAUAAGAUUGCCAAAAUGGAGCAUGGGGAAGCAGACAAGAAGGCAUCUCGGAGCAAACCCUAUGCAAUGCGUUGGAAACAGCACCGGGCUCUGGAAGAGACAGAAGAGGACCAUGAAGAGGAUCCCAUGAUGUAUCCAGAAAUGGAAUUAGAAAGUGAAAAAGAAAAUAAAGAGCAAAGCCAACCUAAACCCAAGCAUGAUGGCCGUCGGCGAAUUCGGGAAGAUGGACUCAUGAAGAUCUAUGUGCUACAGUUGCUGGCAAGGACUGUGUUUGAGGUGGGUUUUCUCAUCGGGCAGUAUUUUCUGUAUGGCUUCCAAGUCCACCCAUCUUACGUGUGUAGUAGACAUCCUUGCCCUCAUAAGAUAGACUGCUUUAUUUCUAGGCCCACUGAAAAGACCAUCUUCCUUCUGAUAAUGUAUGGUGUUACAGGCCUUUGCCUAUUGCUUAACAUUUGGGAGAUGCUUCACUUAGGGUUUGGGACCAUUCGAGACUCACUAAACAGUAAAAGGAGGGAACUUGAAGAUCCGGGUGCUUAUAAUUAUCCUUUCACUUGGAAUACACCAUCUGCUCCCCCUGGCUAUAACAUUGCUGUCAAACCAGAUCAAAUCCAGUACACCGAAUUGUCCAAUGCUAAGAUCGCCUACAAGCAAAACAAGGCCAACAGCGCCCAGGAACAGCAGUAUGGCAGCCAUGAGGAGAGCCUCCCAGCCGACCUGGAGACCCUGCAGCGGGAGAUCAGAAUGGCUCAGGAACGCUUGGAUCUCGCAAUCCAGGCCUAUAAUCACCAAAACAACCCCCAUGGUCCCCGGGAAAAAAAGGCCAAGGUGGGGUCCAAAGCUGGGUCCAACAAAAGCAGUGCUAGUAGCAAAUCAGGGGAUGGAAAGACCUCCGUCUGGAUUUAAUCUUGGCUGGGCUUCAGACUUGUGCUUUUCAUAGUUCAUGGUAAGCAGCGGCUCACUGAAUAAUGACUUCCAUUGAGUAAACAUUUGGCUCUGGUUCUCUUCAGGGAUGCUGCUGGCUCGUAAUCGAAACUCAGGGGACUCUGAAGGUGGUGGGGCCGGAUGGGCGAGGGGCACGUGUUCUCAGCAAUAAGACAGUUGCAAGACUCUGCAUUUGUGUCUUCCAGAUCUGGAGAACAGAUUUAAAUCAUUCUUGUUGAACAGUUUUUGUAUGUACAGUAUUAUGGUACUUUUUUUUAGUAUGAGAAUUUUUUGUAUUUGUACAUUGAACUGCUGUAGUUAUACUUUUGUAUUAAAGGGAAAAAAUCCUUGUAAGUAAUGCCUAUUAGGCUAGUUUCAUUACUUUAAGCAAAUUCUGCUCUGGGUGUGAGUUUUAAUAGAUUCUACACUUAAUAAAAGUGCCUCUCACGUUGCAGGAAAGAUUUCAAAUAUGUAAGGAGAUUGAGGAUGAAGUGUAAGUUUUUAGUCUGGAGAAGAUGACUGAGAUCCUCUUGUACCUGAGAAAUCUUUAGCUCUUAUUCAUGUGACCAGAGUUAUAGCUGAUCUUUAAAAACCUAUUUACAUUUCCAAAGGAGAAAAAUGAUGUAGCGCAGGAUUCCUUUGAAUAUCAAGCUUGGCCAGUAUGUUUUUAUGGUGUGUAUUUUUGUUUCCCAAAGACCAGUACAUACAGGUUUCCCCAAUCUGUAGCAGUUUGGAGAGCCCCACUAGAGCUGAUGCUAACAAGCUGCUUCUCUUAAAAAGCAAAACCACACCUGGAAAAUGAGCCCUGAUAGGAUAUUAAGUUGUGAACGUUUGAUUUGCCUUAAGCCUCUAUCUAGAAACCUGCCUCCUUCUCUCUCCCUCCCUUGCUCCCUCCCUCCCUCUCCCUCUCCCUCUCCCUCUCCCUCUCUCUGGUUUCUUAGUAAACCAGUGAAGGAUAUUUUCUUUACUUGUUAAUAUUAGAAAUAAACAAUUCCCUUGUAGAGUAAGAAUAUUCAUAGCUUCUAGUACUGCAAAUGGCAGAAGGCCUAAAUCCAAGUUUCUUAAUUUUUAAAAUUUACCAUGGGACUUUUAUCCUUUACUUACUUCUGCCAAUGUGGCUUUCUGCCUGAAAGGCCAUUGUGACCUGGCGUUGUCUGUAAAUAGACCUAAAGAGAAGUUCAGUGUUAUUCCUUAUGGGCAUAUGUAUUUGUCAGUGGCAAGCAUUAAUGUUUAUAACAAUAAUAAUUUGCAGUAUUUUAUUGCCAUUUCAAACGUACCUUAUGUUGGAGAACUUUGCUCUCCCACCCUGUUCACAUCAUUUGUCUUUAAGUUUGUGAACCUUUUGAGUAAGAGCCUGAUGGUGGUUUUAAAGGAGCCUCUGCUCCAUCGGGGAGCAUAUCUCAUUUGGGUGUCAGUGCUCUUUUCCAACAGAAGACUGUUAGAAGCCCCCUCUGACUUUGAAAUUUCUGAAGUAGUGGUUUUUAUUUCGUUUUAUAGUUUUCCAACAGGGCAUAUGCGCUCACCAGAGAGGGAGGGAAGGUGAAAAAUCGCUCCUCAGAGAGGAUGG